Messenger RNA from Caenorhabditis sp. 36 PRJEB53466, 2088 nucleotides. Lineage: Eukaryota; Metazoa; Nematoda; Chromadorea; Rhabditida; Rhabditidae. The record is from the annotation of a GenBank genome assembly.
AUGGGACGAUGUCUGGAUUGUCUCAGCGGCGUUCGUGUGAGCGGGUUAGGGACAAUCUGAAUCGGCAUGCGGAUGUUCGUCUUUUGUAGGUUUUCUGGAUACGGAUGGGCGGGAUCUGCAAAGUCUAUCUGUCGGAAUCAGUUUGAACAGUUCGAAAGGAAAUCAAUUACAUGUUAAUUGAGGGUCAUAAAUAUGGAAACGAGAUGGCGUUUGGGGAAUGUACAUUGUUCAAGAGAACAAAGGUAGUUUUCAAAUGAAUGAGAAAAAUGAUUUUUUGACGGUGACAGGAGGGGCACCGCUAGCAAUGCACCAGAUGCGCUUAGAAACGUAUUGGAGGGGGCUGAUAAGGCGUAUUUUCGCGUUUUGAAACUAUUUUAACAGCCGGCCAAUAUCAUUAAACAAAAGAUGACCAGCACGAUCUUUGAAAACAAACUAGUUAUGUUUUCGAUGUGCCGUCGCCAGACAAUCUCUAACAGGGAACUUUGAAGGAAUGGAAAAAAACAAUCUGCAUCCACAUCCAAGGAAAUGCUCUCACACUUCGGAUGUUUAUCCUGAUUGCAUCUGAAUCAGGACGUAACCUUACAUCAAUAUGUAAACAAGCGACUAAUUGUUUUUUCCCCUGGUUACACUUUUCAGUCUAUAAACAUUGUGAAAUCUUUCGUCCGUUCGAAAAUGAGCUGCUCGUACAUCUGAACGGCAAGAACUCAGGGAGCCAAUGCAAUGCUUGCUACCUGCGGAACUUGCCGCGCAGUUGAUGAGCUGCCGGAAUAGUAAUAUGAAGGAAGAAUGAAGAUGGGUAUGGCAGUAAGCAACUGACACAAACGCGCCCGGCGAGAGGUUAGAGGCGAGCUUCCGCGGCCGCGUCGCGGUGCGUCUCGAAUGUUUCUCUGGCACCCUCUUUGGCGCUCCAUACUUUUUGUCGACCUCUGCUGCUCUCGUCGUAUGGACGCGAGCGCCUAGCCGGCAGAAAAAUGUAUAGUGGAGAAGCUGUUGCAGAGGUCUAACAGCGUUAUUUGUCAGGAAAAGAGAAUAGAAUGCGAGGCGAAUGAAGAGGAGCAUGAGAACCACUGAGCGCCUGUUCGUUAAGUGGGAUGGCGCUGCUCCUCAUGACUAUUACACUUGCAAUGAGAUUCGGUCUCGAUAUUUUCCACCCAUGUUGUUUAUGUCAGCAAGUAUAUCAGAGCUACGGGUUCAAUGUAUCUUGAUGGUGACGAAAGCACAGGAACAGUUCAGUUUUGGGCGUAUCCGGUCCCUCACAAAUUUACACCUUCUGGAAUGUUCUUCUUCCUUUGAAUCUUCCGGAAUGCCGCACGCAAAGUGCAUAUCCACGACGGCGCUAAGCGUCACCGACCAGCACAAUGAAAGUGGGCCAAGCACGAUAAGGAUGAUGGCGUUUCGACGCUGGGUCGCGUAGAUAAAUUAAAAAGCGAAAAUUGAUAGUAGGGAAGGAAAAACUAUGUGGGUAUCGUUGCAAAGACUGGCUAAAAAGUUAUGCAAGACUGCGAUUGAAUGUAAAUAGAAAAGUUGAAAACAACCAAUACAAAAGUACAUCCUUACGUCUCAUUUUGAGUGCCUCUGCUGGUGACUAACAUUCCAGUGAACUCGCUUGUAUCUCGGAGCAAUUCGUCAAGCAUUUUUCGAUCAGUUUCAUGUGUACAUUUUGUACAUUGGUCCGACAGUUAUCUGAUAAACUUUUGACUGUUUAAAAAAAAAACUACUGAUACAGAUGCGACACCAAGCUGGCGCCACCUUUUCCAGAUUAUUAUAAAAUGCUCCGCUUAUCAUAAUUCACAAAACAAAAGAAAUCGUGGAGUUUCUUGUUAUUCUUUCAUUUUACCUAUCCGUCAGAGACGAACACGGAUUACUGAUUAUCGACACGCCAAAGGAUCUUGAGACUAUUAUAUUUCAAUUCGUCUGGUUUCUUCUUCUCAACUAGUGAGUUUGCUUUGAGUUGAGUAUUUGGUCAGAAAUUUAACAUUUUCCAGCGGCAUGUACUAUAUUCAACAUAAUCUUCAAUUCGAUCUUGCUAACGAAGAUGAAAAUGGAAAUGUGGACCCGCUGAUAGAUGAGAACAACAACAAUAUCUGA